UUUCAAAUUUGAAAUUUUUCCAACCUAAAAAUAUUAUCUAAAAAAAGUCUGUGUUGUAAGGUAAAAAUUAAUCUAGGCUAAAAUGUUACCUACAAAAUUGCGAAGUAGCGUUAGUAUAUUAAAAUGUGUGACGAGCACUUGCCAUAAGGUCCAUCUGAGACUUGUGUCCAGUACAGGGGCUUUAGAACCUGUACAGCUGUCCUACGCCACUUAUGAAAGCACAGUAGGCCUUCCAGGCCAGGCUCCACCGCUAGUGAUAAUGCACGGUCUAUUCGGCUCCAAGGGAAAUUGGAAUAGCCUUUGUAAAGUUUACCAACAAAAAACUAACCCCGAAAGGAAAAUAAUUGCUAUAGAUGCAAGAAAUCAUGGUGAUAGCCCACACAAUGAUAAUCAUACAUAUGCUCACAUGGCAGCUGACAUAAAAGCUUUGUUAGAUCAGCUGCACCUGGAAAAAGUGGCUUUGAUGGGGCAUUCUAUGGGCGGCAGAACUGUUAUGCUGUUUGCCUUAAAAUACCCAGAACUUGUUGAUAGGUUAAUAAUAGCCGAUAUAUCGCCAGUAAGGACAAGUCCCCAGUUAGACAGCACUCCACCAUUAUUUCAAGCUAUGGAAAACGUUAACUUACCAAUCGACGUAUCCUUGUCAAAAGCGAGAACUCUGGUAGACACGCAGCUGUCUAAGACCAUACCCGACAAGUCCCUUAGAGCUUUUCUGCUGACGAAUCUGGUACAAAGGGAAAACAGAAGUUAUGAUUGGCGGAUUAACAUACCGGUCCUGGUAUCGUGUUUCAACAACAUCGCCAAUUUUCCUUUGGUGAAUGAUGUGCAGUGCACCGCACCUGUCCUCUUCUUAGGUGGAGGAAACUCAGAUUACAUACAGAAAAGCGAUUUUCCGAAAAUCUUGAAAUUCUUUCCCAACGCGGAACUCAAGUUCAUCGAAGGGGCGGGUCACUGGCUCCACAGCGAGAAGCCCGCGGAAUUCUUGCAGUUAACGUUAGAGUUUUUAAACAGGAAGGUUUCCGUCCACUAACGACCUGUGAUCCUUUUAAUUCCAAGGGAAUUUAUUUAUACGGGGCGACUUGGGUACCAAAUAAAAGAUAGUUUAAAUAUU
Anoplophora glabripennis (Asian longhorned beetle) is the source of this 1108-nucleotide messenger RNA. Its product is annotated as protein ABHD11. The transcript has 4 exons. Gene Ontology annotation, cellular component: mitochondrion. The record is from RefSeq and is a predicted model, not a curated record. Bases 83 to 1027 code for a protein of 314 amino acids. NCBI's taxonomy places the organism in Eukaryota, Metazoa, Arthropoda, Insecta, Coleoptera, Cerambycidae. Gene Ontology annotation, molecular function: catalytic activity.